CACCGGACGAUGCUCGGCCAACUGAGCCACACCGGCCAGGGCUACAGCUGACUUUCUGGUGAGGAAUUUCAUGUAAUGUAGGCAAGUGUUUUGCAGACUUUACUGAUCAUAGGAAUCAACUGGGGACACUUAAUUUUUUUAAAUGCAAAUUCCCAGUCUCCAUCCAGAACUACUGAAUCAGAGUCUUGAAAGUAAAAGCCUGGGAAUUUCUGUUUUUAGCAAGCACUCCAAGUAAUUUUGUUAAUACAGCAAGUUUGGACUUACUGUUUUCAGCAUUUGUUUAUUGUUGACACUUGUGGUACUUCCACUAUUUUGUGAAAAAGACUUUAAUUUUGAAGUCUUAGGACCCAGCUGUCACUUGAUUGUUGUUCUGUGAGCCUGGAGAGUCACCCUGCUUCCGAGAGAAAGACAGAAAGUGCCCCCAGCUCUAGGCCAGGUGAGGCCUUGCAUGGCCCGUGGGCUCUGCUUACCACCGUUGUGUUCAGCCGUAGCCCACGGUCCAAGGUUACGGCGUAGCUGUCCUUUAAGAACAGGAGCCUCCCCCGUAUUGACCCCCCCAAAGAACAGGGGCUUUUAAAACUGCAGGGAGAGGGAAUGUGUGAGGCAGUGCGGAAAGCACUAGUGACAUAGGCUGAUGUCACAGAAAGCCUAUGGGUAGCAUUUUAAGGCAGCCCAGUUUGUGAGUAGUGUGCUGGCUUAACGUCUCACCACAGACUCAUCUUUCAGGCAUUUGUUUGUGGUAUAGAAGGUCCUCUACCUUUAGAUCAGAGAUUUUACAAAGCACAACUUUGAAGAAGCCAACGAAAGAAAAGUGAACAGUUUUCCUAGAUUGACCUAAUUUUAUGUAUUCAGCCUGAAUUAUUCUAGUCUUCAUCAUGAUGUGGUCAGUAUUCAAGGCGCAUUUAUGUUUCCAGUUUAGUAUGUACCCAGAGUCAGCAGAAAGGAUCCAUUUUUGAAUAAUCUUUAAAUUGACAAUAUUUGUACAAAGCUCCCUUUGCCAAAGUGCUUCCCAUGGAACCAGGGAUAAUUUUGGCAGAUUUUGAAUUACGAAAGAACUAUAGGAGAUUUUUAUCAAUUGUGUACCAAUAAGACUAAGUCACUGAAUAAAUUCUACAACUGUGUGUCAUCUGUCACACAUACUAUAUAGAUUAGUUAAAAUCUAUUUUUAUCUAUAGUACCUGUGUUAUGCUUAGAGGAAAAUGUGACCAAAAGCAGUUUUUGAUGUCCUGUAAUGUGUCACAAUUUUAUGUGCCAAUAGCUGCUUUACUGUGAAAGAAAUAUUAGAUCAUUUAAAAACUAGAACCAAAAUCUAUUAACCUCAGUAUAAGUCAUAUAGCGUAUGGAAACCAAGCUUUCAAAACCUACUUUUAAAGGGGGCCAAUUGGUCAUCCUUCAGGUCCUAAGUGAGGGCACUCCACAGGCUCCAGGCCACAGAGGCAAAGACAUGGACCCCGUCCCAACUGCCCCUGCAAACCCCAAGCACCAUCAGACCCCUUCUCAUGGACUUGAGAGGGUGGGAUGGUACAUAGAGAACCUGAAGCUCAGAAAGGAGAAGAAGAAGGCCUUGCAGCUGACACCUCAGCAAGGCUUCAGUGAAAAUGACGACGAUGAUGAUGACUCAUCUGAAACUGAUUCCGAUGAAGAUGAUGAUGAUGAAGAGCAUGGAGCUCCCCUGGAAGGAGCCUAUGACCCUGCAGAUUAUGAGCAUUUGCCAGUUUCUGCUGAGAUUAAGGAACUCUUCCAAUAUAUAAGCAGGUAUACACCUCAGUUGAUUGACCUGGACCACAAACUGAAACCUUUCAUUCCUGAUUUUAUCCCAGCUGUUGGGGAUAUUGAUGCAUUCUUAAAGGUCCCACGUCCUGAUGGAAAGCCUGACAACCUUGGCCUCUUGGUAUUAGAUGAGCCUUCUACAAAGCAGUCAGACCCUACAGUGCUCUCGCUGUGGUUAACAGAGAAUUCCAAACAACACAACAUCACACAACACAUGAAAGUAAAGAGCCUGGAAGACGCAGAAAAGAAUCCUAAAGCCAUUGACACAUGGGUGGAGAGCAUCUCGGAGUUACAUCGUUGUAAGCCUCCCGCAACUGUACACUAUACCAGGCCCAUGCCUGAUAUUGACACACUGAUGCAAGAAUGGUCCCCAGAAUUUGAAGAGCUUUUGGGCAAGGUGAGCCUGCCCACGGCAGAGAUUGACUGCAGCCUGGCAGAGUACAUCGACAUGAUCUGUGCUAUCCUAGACAUUCCUAUCUACAAGAGCCGGAUUCAGUCCCUCCACCUGCUCUUUUCCCUCUACUCGGAAUUCAAGAACUCACAGCAUUUUAAAGCUCUUGCUGAAGGCAAGAAAGCGUUCACCCCUCCAUCCAACCCCACUUCCCACGCUGGAGAUGCAGAGACAUUAACCUUCAGCUGAGACACCUCCCAGGUCACUUUGUUUCAAGGCUGAGCUGGCUCCUCCACCUCAGCUGAGGACAGAUUGUCGUCAGCCACCUGGCAUCCUUGCGUGCAUCACAGCUGGAUUGGGGGCAGUGUAUGUCCUACUCCCCUCUUUGCCGGAAACACUGCACACGUUCUCUAAAUGCUUCUGCCUCUCUCAGACUUCCUUCCCAUGGGAAUUUUGCAUCUCUACCACUAUGGAGAUUUGAGUUAGACGAAUUGAAAUUUCUGGGUACCCUAGGAUGCUUAGGCUAGAAGGAAAGUUUAAAAGAUAUUCUUUUUGACAUAGCAAUGGAAUUAUUUUCUUUCAUUCUUAAAUUAAUUGUCAAAGAUUUUACAAAUAAAAUGCUCUUAUCUUUCA
This is a messenger RNA of Miniopterus natalensis, 2794 nucleotides long. It is a transcript of the gene IFT46, whose product is annotated as intraflagellar transport 46. NCBI's taxonomy places the organism in Eukaryota, Metazoa, Chordata, Mammalia, Chiroptera, Miniopteridae. Gene Ontology annotation, biological process: cilium assembly; intraciliary transport. The record is from RefSeq and is a predicted model, not a curated record. Gene Ontology annotation, cellular component: intraciliary transport particle B; microtubule organizing center; motile cilium.